Messenger RNA from Papaver somniferum (opium poppy), 2546 nucleotides. RefSeq lists its product as uncharacterized. The transcript has 5 exons. Lineage: Eukaryota; Viridiplantae; Streptophyta; Magnoliopsida; Ranunculales; Papaveraceae. The record is from RefSeq and is a predicted model, not a curated record. The coding region runs from base 230 to 2236 and encodes 668 amino acids.
UCUUGCCCAGUUGCCCUAAACCAAAAAUCUCUGAUUGUAUCGGCGCCUCCAUACCCAGCUCAUUUUCCCCACUUUGGUUCUAUAAAAUCGUCUGAAAUUAAUGGUUACUACUUAUUUAGUUGUUGAAGAGCUCUAUGGAGUUGUAAAACUUUCCCAUUUUGUCUAUUGCUUGUGUUACUGAGUUGGAGAAGAUAUGUGGUGGUUUCCCUAAUUUAUUCAUCUUGUGAAAAUGGAUGCGAUUGAGUUUCCUUACCAAAGGGAUGUCUCGGUUUCGAAGAAUUUGAUGGGUAAAGGAUUUGGUAGAGAGCGUAUGUUAGAAGGGGAUCGAUCAGAAUCCAUCAGUGUUGGUUCAGUUCCUCGUAGCUCCGGUCUUAUUGGAUGCAGCACUAGUGGUAGUAUUAAAGAUAAAGCUCGGGCAGUGAAACAAAAACAUGGCUUAGACGGUAAACGGAGUGACAGGAACAAAGUUAAACCACCUAUGAAGACUAAACUGGAUUCAUUCUUUUCGAAGAAUGGGAUAACAAGCAAUAACUCAUCCUCAGGAGGAAACAACAUUCUUGGGAUAUAUGGUCUGAAAUCAGAUAUUCAUGCUGUUACAAGGCAUGUGGAUGAGCUGUCUCUGAAUGAAAUCCUUGAUGGCAGUUAUAAAUGUCCGAUCUUAUCCCAAAGCAAAGGUAAGAAAUCAGCUAAUACAACUGAUAACAUUCUACACUCGGUUCGGAAGGUGUGCUCUAUCCUUCAACCCCAGAGAGCACCUGAACCAUCACAGAAAGAUGUUGACCUAGACAGUGGUUCAAUAAAGAUGGAGGCUUGCAUAUCUGAUACCGGUUUCUGUUCGUCUAAAAGAGAGGAAAAUGAUAAAGAAGAUGGGGACUUGCACGGAGAAACUUCAUCUUGUAAGAUUGAGGACUCCCAUAAAAAGUUUUUGGAUGCCAAGCUGCUGCAUCAACCUAAUGUUAUUCUGGAGCGCUUAGCAUUUCAACCAGUAAAGGAUUUGGAUUCACUCUUACAUGAUACAGCCAAGCCUGGGGUGUCUGUUAGUCCUGAUAUACGAGCAGUCAAGGGAACAUCUCAGAGAUAUAGAUUGCCGCCUUUCUAUUGGUCACAUUCUUUUACUGGCUCAUGUAAAACUAAUGUUGAAGGGAGCAAGUUGACAAUUAGGAGUAGCGCGUUCCAAAGUAGAUGGGUGAGAAUAGAGAGCACCGCCUCCACUCAAGGGGAUAGUACUGGUUGUUUUUCAGACCUGGACUCGUUUGCUUGUGAUUAUAACCUAAAUACUUUAAAACAUCUAAACCUAGGUCUUUCAGAAAAGGAGCCAACUUCGGCAUCCAUCAGUUUUCACAAGCAGGUUCGGUUGUCCACUUCCAAAGAUCCUCUCACUGGCUUCCCACAUAAAUCCGAUAAUUAUUUAGGUGCUCAGUCAAAGUUUGGUUUUAACAUGAACAUUGUUAAAGAUGGUAGAAAAAUAGAAAACAGUUAUGGUCAAGAAAAAUAUUUAAGGUUUGAAGAAAACAAAGAUAAUGGUGUUGGUGGAGAACCAAGUAAGAGAAGGAAAGGUGCUUGUUCUACUGAAGAUGGUAGCUGUUAUUCUAUGUUUAAAUCUUCUGUUACUGGAUAUCCCAACUUUCCUUUGCAUAUACAUGAUCCAGAUGACACUAAACACGAUGCACAUUCUCCAAGGCUACUAGCUGCUGCUCAGAUACUUAACGAGAUCUCAAGACUUUCCAGAACUCAGAAUCAGAACAGGGGAAAAAACAGAUGGCCGAAAAAACUCUCUCAAAAGGUCAUGAAAGCCCGCAAAUCAGGGUCUCGAUUGGGGAGGCCAGAAGAAAUACCAGCUACACCAAAACCAGUUAUGGCACGUAUUGAUGAUGAUGAUGAUGUUAUGAAUCAUGACCAAAGAGCAGUUCCUUCAAAGAAGCCUAGAUUCCUCAUGACCAAUAAUCAAAUGAAAAAGGAUAACUCUCAGUCUCAACCAAGCAAUACUGGAAGAGGGUUGAUGAUAUCUUCACCUCCUGCAACUACAUCAAUUAGGUCAUCUCCUCUUUGCAGUAAUAAGUUAGGGAAAGGUUUGAUUUCCGAAUCAAAGAAAUUGAAUCCCGAUAACCUUAAAGUAUUUGGGACUCUGCCACCAUUGUCUGCUGGGGUGUUGGACAAAUCAUGUAGCAACAGUCAGCAAAAGCUGCGGAAACCAUUGCUUAUAGACUGGAGUAGAGGAAGGAACAAGAGAGCGUGAUGAUGAGGGAUCUACUUUUUGGAUGGUAGGGAACCUAAUCUUCCUCUUUAUUUUGAUGGUUGUCGAGUAGUGAACAGUGCGGUAAGUAGAAUGGAUAGUGGCUAGUGUAGACAAUUGUAAUAUAUGGCAUAGAGAAACAUUGAACAAGUAUUUAAAGCUGUUAGUCAACAGCAGCCACUGGGUUUAUUGUUGUCACAUUAAAAAUCAGAAGGAAUAGGGAAGCAUAGAAAUAGAGGACAGUGAUGUGUAACAUUUGGUUCUUGUUGUAAAGUAUUAGGAUCCAGGCAAUAGAAAAUAUCAGUUCAGUUUC